Lucilia cuprina (Australian sheep blowfly) is the source of this 410-nucleotide messenger RNA. RefSeq lists its product as uncharacterized. Gene Ontology annotation, molecular function: chitin binding. The record is from RefSeq and is a predicted model, not a curated record. Lineage: Eukaryota; Metazoa; Arthropoda; Insecta; Diptera; Calliphoridae. The transcript has 2 exons. The coding region runs from base 83 to 358 and encodes 91 amino acids.
UUCGGUAUAAAUACCAGACAAGCAAACAUCAAGAAAUAGUUCAGUUCCUUAGACUACAACAGUCACUAGAAAAAAAUCAAUAAUGAAAUCUGUUAUCUUUUUCACCAUUUUGGCUUUUGCCCUUGCCUGCGUUUUGGCCUGCGAUCCCGAUGGCAACAAUCAACCUGAAUGUACUGCCAAAAAUGUAAAUGUACCCGUUCGUAACUUCUGGGAUCCCACUCACUAUUGGUUGUGUAAAUCUGCUGGUGCCGUUGCCGAAUCUGUACGUUGUCCCGAUGCUGAAGGUUUCGAUUCAGCUAAGGGUGCUUGUGUACCCUUCAGUCAAUGGCAAUGGACUGAACCCUGCCCACCUGCUUAGAAAUAAUGUUAAAAUUUUGAAAUAAAAAAGAAAAACUAUAUUUAAUGUAAAA